Messenger RNA from Paramisgurnus dabryanus, 1913 nucleotides. RefSeq names its product testis expressed 264, ER-phagy receptor a (gene tex264a). Lineage: Eukaryota; Metazoa; Chordata; Actinopteri; Cypriniformes; Cobitidae. The record is from RefSeq and is a predicted model, not a curated record. Gene Ontology annotation, cellular component: nucleus; autophagosome membrane; endoplasmic reticulum membrane. Gene Ontology annotation, biological process: protein-DNA covalent cross-linking repair; reticulophagy.
GCAACGAGUACGGUGUUUCUGUGUAGAGGCGGAUAAAUAAACGAUCAGCUGUGUCAAUAGAAAACUAAAGAAGGGUGUAAACUGACCUCGCAGUGAAGAAACGAUACUGUAAACACAACAUCCGCAAAGCGAUACAUAUACAAACAGGCCAGUUUGUGACGCCAGAUGAUUCAUAUUUCUGUCUCAUCCCAGUAACAGAGAAAUAUUCCUACACAUAAAGCGUUUUUGUACUUGAUAUCAUAAACACGGCCAGAAUGUCAGACUUUGUCAUUUUAUGUCUGAUUGUGUUUUUGAUCAUCUGUCUCAUCUUGACUCUGGUGGGAUUCGUGUUCUACACCGGUCUUCUCUCUGAGGUCGUGGUUCGGACGGGAUCUCCUCCGGUUAAGAAGAUCACGAUCGCGUAUAAGUUCUGGAAAGGAUCGUACAAGGCCAGCGGAGCUGCUUUCACGGAGAGCUGCAGUAUUGGACCCAAACUGUCGUCUGUCGGUGUGUUUUACAAUGACCCCAAUCAGACUCAAGCAGAUGAGUGUCGGUAUGUAGUGGGCAGUAUACUCAGUGAAGAUGAAGAGAAACCUGAUGAAGAACUUCAGCGUCUGUAUGAGAAGUUUGGCUACAAGGUCAUCUCCUUCCCAGAAGUCUCCUGUGCAGUGACCUCCUCAUUUCCAAACAGAUGCUCGUUGUCCCCCGUCUGUGCAGCAUAUAGAGUCUACCCUGAACUCGAUCAGUAUAUAAAGGAAAGGAGUCUAAACGCGUACCCGUUCCUGGAGAUAUGCAAGGGAGAUCUGAUCCAUUACAUGUGCCCUCUGGAAAAUCAAGAAGACUUUUGUGUCCCUGAACUUCUGAAGAAGAAGACAGCUGAGGACACGGAGGAAACGGAGGAGCAAAGAGAUGCUGAUGUCAUGGAGUCGGAGACAAGGGAAGAAUCUAGGCCAGAACCAAUCUCAGUGAUCCAGGAAAUAGUUGAAGAGACCAGGGAUGCACCAGAGGUUUCAGCCCCGUUGCUGGAGAGCUCCCAGAAUGGAUCGGGUGAGGAUGAGGGUCAUAGCGAAGAUGGGGACCAGGCGGACAAGGGGUCCAGCGAGUCGGUAGGCAGUGGCUCUUCCUUUGAAGAGUUGGACAUGGAAGCAGAAGAAGAGAAAAAGAGUGAAGCAGAAGAACCAGCAGAGGAUGAAAACCGUAUCGGACAAGAGAAAAUCACAGUAGAGGAAGAAAACAGGGAGGAAUGAUCUGGGAUGUAUUAAAGGGAAUUUGAAUGAAUGAUGUGCAGUGUGUGCACAUACAGGAUGUGAGUGUGAGGUGUAUACGUGGUAAGAAAGUUCAUCUGGAUAUUUUAAAUAAUAAUAUGUUUUUAUUUUCAAAUGUUUGCAAUCUCCAAAUACCUGGAAAUUCACACCCCUGUUACACAACAAACAAUUAUUCGUUUUAAAAGCUUUUUUUAAAGACCUAAUGAAUUGCACAUUAUUACUCGGCUUUGUAUUUAUUUCUGAAAACAAUUAUAAUUUGCUAUCUCUGUUGUCUGUCUUCCCACGUUAAUUAUUAAUCAUAAAAUGAGGUGACACCAUCUAUUCAUAAACAUGUUUUACAAAUGCUGUAUUCUGUAUUAAUUUCAAGUAUGAAUUCUGUAGCUUUGUAAUAAAACUGAAGCAAGGUAUGUUAUUAUUUAAGGUUGCUUAAUCUGACUGUAUUCCAAUGCCAGUUUUGUGCAACCUGCAUGAUAUGAUAGAUUAUCCGCCGGUUGUUUGAAAGGAGGAUCAGAUAAACAAAGAUAUGAAGUAGACAUAAGUAUUUUUUCUUUGUAUUUUUCUAUAAACCUUUUUUCUGUAAUUUUAUCACAUCCUAAACACAUUGGAAUGUAAAAAAAAAACAUUUGUAUCGUAGUGUCUCUGAUAACAUUUGACAAGUAAAGCAAGUAU